This is a messenger RNA of Penicillium arizonense, 2856 nucleotides long. RefSeq lists its product as uncharacterized. NCBI's taxonomy places the organism in Eukaryota, Fungi, Ascomycota, Eurotiomycetes, Eurotiales, Aspergillaceae. The record is from RefSeq and is a predicted model, not a curated record. The coding region runs from base 1 to 2856 and encodes 951 amino acids. The transcript is spliced from 3 exons.
AUGUACCCCGACGUCAGUGGUAUCAAGUCCACCAAAGGCUGGCACAGCCGCAACCUCUCCAACGUCGACCGUCGCCCCACCCCCGGUCAGAUCUUUCAGCGAUACCGCGACAUGGAGGAAGAAGUUGACCCUGAGUUGAGUGCUUGGCGCAAAGCCAACCAACCCCAAAUGGAUCGCGCGGACGCUUUUUACAACAAGACCAUGAUUCCGGGUACCAAGUACGAUUCUUCCCUUGGUAAGCCUUUCCCCACGCCAAUCGGGAAGGAUGCCUCAAUUCUGUUACCCAAGCAAAAAGUCGAAACCUGCAACUCUGCCGAUGAGAAGCUCGAGUGCAACAUCACCUCGGCCGCUAGCAACGAACAACUUGAAAUUGUCUGCAAGCAGUUGCAAGACGUCAAGUUUUAUGCCGUUCCUCCCCCAACACCCUCCGGACCAUCCAGCCACACAGCUGCCAUAUUUGACCUGGAGGCUGUGGUUCAGAGUGCCCAUAUUUCUAUGCGCAACUUGCCUCUGACUUUCCCUCGCCUCGAUCGUUCGCAUGAUGGAACCAAUGACAACGAGGAGACCACUGACGAGGAAACCACUGACGAUGAGACCAAAGAGGUGGUACCUUUGCUCGAGCGUGAGGUCGAUAUGAACGGUUAUUGGAAGUAUCUGUCCGAGGAUGGUGAACUUCACGGCACUUAUGGGCAAGCCAAAAUUAACGGUGGUUUGCCAGUCACAGUUUGGAUUCCUCACAGUGCCGACGACGCGCUUGAUCCUCCUGACAUCCAAGUCUCUGGCUCUCCUCACUCCUCUGAUCUUCCUACUACUCCGAAUUCCCCCUCUGUGAACUUUUGCCAGUCCUCCAAAUGUUGCCCUUCUCGCUCAGCUGUUCCUGAGGUUGCUGGGGAAGUGAUGUGGGAAUGCGCCGAUAGUGAACAGUUCUAUUCCUCUGAGGAAGCUGGCGCCCAUGGUCGUGUAGUGUCUUAUGCUGGUUACGACGAUCAUCCCGCCAUUGACGGUUAUGUCUCCCCUUACCGGGCACGCACCCCUUCUGAUGGCUGGAAGAAUGAAUUUGAUGCGACUGCAAAUGCCCUUGGUGGCGUGCGAAGCCUUUCUCAUCGUGUGGUCCACAAUUAUGUCUCUCCCCUCCCAGCCGGUAAUCCUCUUGAUUGCUGGACGAAUGAACCUGCCCAUUUUGAGGAUCGCGACUCAAAUGCGAAUGCGACUGUUCGUGGUGGCUAUCGCAACUGGUCUCACUAUGCCCUUGACGGUGCUGGAUCUCUUGACUUGCGAGCCUGUACUCCUCCUGUCUGUGGCUGGAAGUUUGAAACCGUGGAGGAGAUGUACGCCUUCUAUGCGAAUGACCGUACCAACAGUUGCAUGGUGUCCCCUCUUUCCAUUUCACGCAAUGGCUCUGGCGACUUGACUUCGGAGUCUCAUGUUGACCAAUUUGAGCGCUCUAGGGCUCCCUCUCCGACAGUUUCUUUCUCUGACAUGGUUUCCACCUCUCGAAAGCAGUCCGCCACAUCUCCUUUCAAGGGUGAUUCUUCCACCUCGAGCUGUGCUGCAGCUGGUGCGGGAACCGCUCCUGCAUCGAGCCCUGAGUCUGCUAUCUACUCCGACCAAAAUUGCUGGGACCCUCUCAUGGACGACAUCGAAAACAUGCUCAAGAAAGAGCCCGCCACCGACUUCAACUGGACUGCCAACGUCUCCAUUCAAUUCACCAAUGGGCAACAGACUGCAGUUCACGUCCCCGAGGGCUCCGACGAUACACACAACUGUGCCGCCUCCAUCGAAGACAAUGCCGAAAGUGACACCGCCAACGUCGCUCUGAGCCAUGAGUUUAGCCUGGAGUCUGACAGCGAUGCGUUGCCACGCCGCCAUUUCAACAAGGAACUCUUCGGAAAUAACGGUUGGCUUGAUCAGACCAAUACCACAAAGACGGGCAGCAAGCGACGCGUCAGUUCAGGCCUCAAGGGACUGGGACAGACUGUGAAGGCACACAUCAAAGAUCUGACUGGAGAUGCCAAGCGAGCUCGCAUCACCACAGCCAACCCCAGCAUCGCAAUCGAGACCACCGCAGCUCUCUCUCUGAGCAUCGAGACCCAGGUCAAGCUCUACGCUGAGCUCGAAUACUUGAUUGUCACCACCGCCAACCGGUUCCUAAUGGACGAAUAUUACGACGGACACGUUUCUGAUCUCUCAAUCCGCCGCCUAAACAAGCAAUGGAUCUCCAAAAACCGCCCUGGUGUCCCUCAGUUCUGCUUCGACCAGUCCACCCAGCGUGAGCUCAUCUUCGCCAACCGCCAGAGCGUCCAGUUUGGCGGCGAUGCCUCCAACCAGCCAAUGCUACUGCAUACGAUCUUCAGCAACUGGAAGGCCGUCUGCACCGAGACGAGUGUGCGCUCUUUCUGUCUCCCCGAUGCCGCCGUGCGCAAGCACUUGCGUGACAUUGAGGGCAUCCUGGAACUCCUGCAGGCCCCUCCUUCCAUCAUGGAGACCAUGCAGACUCUGGCCAUGCGUACUCGCGAGGAGAUCCUCCAAGUUCGUGCUGCUCGUACCGCGCGUGCAUCCUACGGCUCUGGUGCUCCUGACACACCCAGCACCCCAAGCACCCCCAGCUCUCCUGGCUCGACCUUCGCCUAUGCCAACCCGCGUACUCCCACGGCUUCGUCGAUUUCGCGCUUUUCAUGUACUUCUCGGACCCCUCAUUCGCGCCGUCGUGAGGCUUCGCCAAAUUCGUGUACUCCCAAGACAUCUUUGCCUCUUCAUCAUGAUCAGAAUGCUCCAUUUGAGCCCGCUGGCUGGACUGCUGAACUUGCAGUUGGCCGUCGCCAACGUCGGACCUGGCGGAGUAUAAAUGGUCGCUAA